UACAACAGAAGAACACCUGGCUAGUAUUACUUCACAAAAAUUAGUUUCGGUUUCGUCGGUGGAUGAUGAGAAUGCAGUCCAAUCAUUACCAGUUACAGUCAUUGCUAGCGUAAGGGCAAGGUUCCUCGGUGUAUUUGCGAGAAGUAUGUCUCUGGAGGUGUGUAGUUUCUGUGGUGAGGCCGCGGUCAUUGAAGACAGCAUUGACGGUGGAGGGACCCAGAAGAUCUGUAUUGAGUGUGGGUCUGUUGCCGACAGGCAGAACAAAGAAACAAACAAUGUGGACAGUCAAGAGAGCCCAUUGUGUCUAGAGACUGUUGUGUGCGAAUCUUGUGGGGAAGAUCUCGAGUUCGGAGCCCAAUCACGAAUAUGCUCAGAGUGUGCCCCUUUUGAGAAAGAUUCCAGCAUGAGGAAUGAAGAAGAACAAAACCAGGCGGUGUUUGUGCCCCCAGAGUCUGACCCGACAGCGGCACAGGUGGUAAAACUGUCGUGUAAGUCGUGCGGGGGCUCUAAUUUACAUUACAAUGUCAUUGGUGUGGAGGAGAAGCUGGUGUGCCAAGACUGUGGCUCUGUGGUGGAAAGCAUAGAGCUGACCCAUGACAGUUUUGACAUGACGACCAGGUCUUAUGGGAACGGAACCCAGACGUUGCCGUGGUUUUCAGAGAGGUCGAAGAAAAGAGCCGGAUUAGUGGCGGGACAGAGCAAAAUUCAAGACUUGGUGAAGAAGUUUGCGUUACCCUCAGAACUGAAGGACGAAGCCGGCGAAAUGUUUGAACAAAUGUAUUUUCAAAAAGAAUUUUUGAUGGCCACUGUUUUCUUGAAGGAGCACCUGGCUGUAGCGUGUUUGUUUGUAGUCGCCAGGAGACAUGAUUAUCCCAUGAGCCUGACGCACUUUGCCAAGCACGUCAGGAAGUUCAAAACAUUAUUGGUGGCUAAGAAAAGACUGAUCAAGGUCUUGGGAAUACCGGUGUCGCCCGCAAGUUUCACAAAACAAAUCGGACUCUGUCUAGCGGGCAAGGGGUUUGAUAAUGGUGUUGUGAGUAAAGUGCGGGACGUGAUGUUCUUGUGCAGGAAGGCCUGGCUCACCCAGGGAAGAAGCAGAGAGGGCCUCAUUACUAUAGCAACCUACUACGCCUACAUCAGUUCUCCUCAAUGUGAAAAAUUCAUACAUAUGAAACCAUUCAGGAAAAAAUUCAGUUUACCGUCUGCGUCUUUGGAAUUGAACAGAGAAUGCAAUGCCUUUUUCCUGAAACUGGCGAAACGACUUCCAUGGGUGGACAGUGAAAGUGUCAAGCUACAUAACCUUCAUCAGUAUGUAGAGGAUAUUUUGAAGUACCAAAAUAGCUUAUUGCACCUGGCUUUCAGAUCAGUAAGCGAUGAUAAGUCGCCUUCUGUGUUGAAUGAUUCUCCUCAAAAGAGACCAUCUGGUUCAGAGAAGGAAGUAUUAGUGCCUUUGUGUAUGAAAAAGCCAAGGAUUGAGAUACCUCCUUAUACGGAUGUAAAAGUCCCACCCGGUGUUGACCUUGACAGCACAGAGUUGAUGGACAACGAGUUUGACGGUGAGAUCGAGAAAUACAUUUUGUCUGCAGAGGAGCAGGAAGCAAUUGGCCCUCUCAAAGCCCUUAACUGGGAUCGGAAAACUGCGCCUUGAUGUUUUGGGCUGUUUUUUUACUUUAUAUUGUACAAUCUGUGAAAGUAAGGGGGUGGAUUUAGUUACUAUGCAGGAUUCAUCUAGUUAAAACUUCUGAUUUUGAUUUCGUUCUUUUGUUAAAUAUUGUGUAGGCUUCUGAUUAUAAUGAUAUAUUAUAUUUCCUUG
Messenger RNA from Aplysia californica (California sea hare), 1813 nucleotides. Its product is annotated as transcription factor IIIB 50 kDa subunit. Gene Ontology annotation, biological process: transcription preinitiation complex assembly; transcription initiation at RNA polymerase II promoter. The record is from RefSeq and is a predicted model, not a curated record. NCBI's taxonomy places the organism in Eukaryota, Metazoa, Mollusca, Gastropoda, Aplysiida, Aplysiidae. Gene Ontology annotation, molecular function: RNA polymerase II general transcription initiation factor activity; TBP-class protein binding. The transcript has 3 exons. Gene Ontology annotation, cellular component: nucleus; transcription preinitiation complex. The coding region runs from base 146 to 1648 and encodes 500 amino acids.